AUGUCGUCCAACACGGCCAAUGUGAUUAAACAAAAGAUCUUUAUCCAAUCCAUUAACAAAGAUGGAGCAACAUACACGCUCUCAGUGGCGACAGUGACCUCAGAUUGGUGGCGGCCGGAGGACACUGCGGAGGAUAUCGGCAGACGUGCCGCCGCUGUGAUCCAGGCAUGGCGCGGCCAGUUUCCUCAGGCAGCUAGAGAACUCUGCGUAAGGGGCCCUCCUACCAAGGACGAGAUCAUGCAGCGCCAGAAAUACGACAACCUUUCUUCCAAGGGAGGCCAAGACGCCCCCUGA
Molecule: messenger RNA, 294 nt
Organism: Diaporthe citri
Lineage: Eukaryota; Fungi; Ascomycota; Sordariomycetes; Diaporthales; Diaporthaceae
Exons: 3
Coding region: 1-294 (97 amino acids)
Source: RefSeq, a predicted model, not a curated record